AUGGGCAGUAUUUAUCUGAAUUUUAAACUUUUCAAACCUUCAGAAUGAAUUUUAGAGUUCUCGAUUGGUUUUCUUUGGCUCUUUCUCAACAAUGAAAUUUGUGUAGGCCUGGACAAGUGGAUGCGUCUAAUCUCUAGCUUGAUCUUUCUCUCUUGCUUCCGCUUUUCUUGUGCCUCGUGACUCUUUAUUCUUUCUUUAAGGUUUAGGAUAGAGUGAUUAUAAUUUUCUUCAAAGUCUCGCCAGAUAUUUAGAGUAUCUCUGGUGCUAUCAAGGCUGUGCUCCAUGAUCAUCCUUGCUUUUCUGGACUCUCUGAGGGUUUCUUCAGCUAGUUUGGAUGUCUCAUAGUGAUCUCUGAUACCUUAAUCAUAAAACACAAAACACAUGUGUAACAGAUCUCUUCCAUCUUGUCUCCCGGUUGAGGCUGAACUCGUCAGAAUAUUCACAGAAUGAGCUAUGUUAAAAAUUUAUUGGGCUGGUUUACUACAAAAAAAAUUGAAAACUUUAGUUUUUUCGUAGAAAAAUAGCUUAAAUGCUUCUUGAGGGCGUUGCUUAGGAUGAAAGUUAUCCUCAUGAUUAGGUUAUUAUAUUACCUCUUGGGAAAAGUGAGUGAAGUCCAAAACAAGAAUAGGUAUGAUAAAAGUGGCAUUCAUGAAUUCCUAUUUGAAUCAAAGAAGUACUGGUUUAAAGAACGCUUAGUCAAUUUCAAACUAGCUUAAGAGUACGCCUUAAGCAUGAAUAUCUGGAAUGACUGAAGUUUAGGAAUUAGCUCAUGUAGGGAUAUUUAAAAACAAUCUGUCUUCCUUAUUAUAAAAGUUUUAGCUCUCACGGCUCACUCGCUUACCUUGUAGUAGUAGUAUUUG
This is a messenger RNA of Moneuplotes crassus, 860 nucleotides long. NCBI's taxonomy places the organism in Eukaryota, Ciliophora, Spirotrichea, Euplotida, Euplotidae. The record is from the annotation of a GenBank genome assembly.